AUGCCUCCUAGACGAAACGUACCUGCUGGGGAUAGCAGUGAUGUCUCGGCGAUGGACCGUAUGGCCAUGGCAAUGGAACAGAUGGCUGAGUUCAUGAUGGCUCAUCAAGUUCAUAAUCAAGCCCAAGUGCAACCACGGGUCGAUGUUACUAAAGCCAUAGCAGCUAGACAACCACCGUUUUAUGCGGGGGAAGAAGACCCGGUGAUCCUUGAAGAAUGGAUCAGAACAUUUGAUAAACUGCUAAACGCAGUGAAUUGUCCUGAGGUACAGCGAGUGUCUUCUGCAGUAUACUACCUGACUAAAGCUGCGGAUAACUGGUGGGCAACGGUUGGACCUGACCUUCUGCAAGACCCAGGAUUUGGCUGGGAGGAGUUCAAGACUGAAUUAAGAGGUCAGUUCUACACUGAACGAAUUAAGGGCAUCAAGUGUGAAGAAUUUUUGCGACUGAAACAACAAGGAACAACGGUGCAAGAUUAUCAUGACAAGGAAGCAUAUAACAGAGCGUCCGAUCAUUACCAGGUGUAUCUUGACCAGCAAGCAGUCUAUGGUCGGAGCAAAAGGAAAGCUGAGGAUAGACGAGGAAAAUCUCAGUGGGAAAGUAAGAGGCUUAACCAAGGAGGAAUUAACUCAAGGCAAGGAGAGAGGAAGGGAGGAAUAACUCCAAGGAAACAAUUUGAUUGCUUGAAAUGCGGAAGAAAUCAUCCAGGAGAAACUUGUCAGGGAGUGAAGAUCAUAUGUUACAAGUGUGGCCUCUCGGGACACAAAGCUUACGAAUGCCCAACCAGGGUAGAAGAUUAUCAGAACCGCUCUUAG
Ipomoea triloba (trilobed morning glory) is the source of this 813-nucleotide messenger RNA. RefSeq lists its product as uncharacterized. Bases 1 to 813 code for a protein of 270 amino acids. The transcript is spliced from 2 exons. The record is from RefSeq and is a predicted model, not a curated record. NCBI's taxonomy places the organism in Eukaryota, Viridiplantae, Streptophyta, Magnoliopsida, Solanales, Convolvulaceae. Gene Ontology annotation, molecular function: zinc ion binding; nucleic acid binding.